Messenger RNA from Mesitornis unicolor (brown roatelo), 543 nucleotides. It is a transcript of the gene GKN2, whose product is annotated as gastrokine 2. NCBI's taxonomy places the organism in Eukaryota, Metazoa, Chordata, Aves, Mesitornithiformes, Mesitornithidae. The record is from RefSeq and is a predicted model, not a curated record. Gene Ontology annotation, biological process: regulation of cell population proliferation. The transcript is spliced from 6 exons. The coding region runs from base 1 to 543 and encodes 180 amino acids.
AUGAACGGAUUUGCUGCAGUCCUCGUUUUGCUGGGAGUCUUCUGGACUCAGACUUCUGCAUUGCACACCUUUCACCUGCAAGAACCUGGCAAUAGCUAUGUCACUGGAACUAUGACUAUCCAGAAUGAGAAAAACCUUUGCGAAGUCCACGUCCGCUCUGGCCUGUACUCCUCUGUUACCAUUUUUGACUACCUGAAAGGGUAUAUUGCAACAAAGUUACUUUCACGAAAUGCCUGCUUUAUCAUGAAGAUAGAUAAGGAUUACAUCCCAAAGCUGGAAGAAAUUGGACGCCUGGCUUAUGAGAGAGAGACUAUGAGGUCAGUAUACUCUCCAAAAAAUGUGUGGAUGCAGUUUCAACCUGGCCAUUCCUUUUUUGGGCGUAUCAAAGACUGGAUUGUCUAUGGCCAUAACAUAGAAAAACUCUGCGCAGGUCUGCCUCUCUACGAGCUUGUGAAGACUGAACCACUAGUGAAUGGUAAUGUUUGUGCCGAUGCAGGAAUUCCAAGCAUUUUGGGCAUUAAAAUCUGUGAAGAACAAAGAUAA